Molecule: messenger RNA, 1240 nt
Organism: Oryza brachyantha (malo sina)
Lineage: Eukaryota; Viridiplantae; Streptophyta; Magnoliopsida; Poales; Poaceae
Product: protein trichome birefringence-like 19
Exons: 1
Coding region: 5-1240 (411 amino acids)
Cellular component (GO): Golgi apparatus
Molecular function (GO): O-acetyltransferase activity
Source: RefSeq, a predicted model, not a curated record
GGUGAUGAAGUUUCACGAGGUCAAGCUGCCGUCUGUAGCUCAGCACAGCCUACGCUAUGUGCUUCCCGCCGCCGCCGCCGCCACCGUGGCGUGCGUUCUGGUGCUCGCCGCCGUCGGAAUGCCCGGCCGCGUGCCGCCGCUGCGGCUGCUGAUGCCGCCGGAGGCGACGAACACGACGGGUUGUGAUAUCUUUAAGGGGGAGUGGGUGCCGGACCCGGCGGCCGGCGAGCUGCCGUACACCAGCGAGAGCUGCCCGGUGAUACAUGGGCAUUAUGAUUGCAUGCGGUACGGCCGGCCGGAUGUUGGGUAUGUUGGGUGGCGGUGGCGGCCCGACGGCGGGUGCGAGCUGCAGCGGCUCGACGCGGCGUGGUUCCUCGCCGCGAUGAGGGGCAGGUCGGUGGCGUUCGUCGGGGACUCGCUGGCCAGGAACCAGAUGCAGUCGCUGGUGUGCCUCCUCUCGCGCGCCGAGCGGCCGGCGCCGUGGACGAACGGCAGCUACGUGUACCGCUUCGAGCGGCACGGCUUCACCGUCGCCGCCUUCUGGUCGCCGUUCCUCGUCCGCGCCGUCGAGACGGACCCGGACGGCCCGACGGGGAACGGCGCAGGCCUGUGGAGCCUCCACCUCGACGAGCCCGACGCCGACUGGGCGGCGCACGUCGGCACGUUCGACUACGUCGUCGUCUCCGGCGGGAGCUGGUUCUACCGGCCAUCGAUGUUCUACGACCGCGGCGGCCGCCUCGUCGGCUGCAACAACUGCCAGGUCCCGAACGUCACCGACCUCACCCUCCGCUACUCCCUCCGCAUGGCGUUCCGGAGCGCGCUCCGGGCGGCGGCGGCAGCGGCGCCGGACCGCCGCGCCACCCGGACGGUGAUCCUCCGGACGAUCUCGCCGUCGCACUACGAGAACGGGACGUGGAACGAGCACGGGGACUGCCUCCGGACGCGGCCGGCCCGGCGCGGCGAGUGGGAGAUAAACGCCCUGGAGAAGGACAUGCGCCGGAUACAGGUCGAGGAGCUGGCGGCGGCGGCGGCGGCGGAGGCCAAGAGAGGGGAGGCGGCGGCGAGGAUGCUGCUGAUGGACGCGACGGAGGCCAUGGCGCAGCGGCCGGACGCCCACCCGAGCAAGUACCGGCUGUGGCAGCCGGACAAGUUCAAGGUGUCGCGCGACUGCGUGCACUGGUGCAUGCCCGGUGCCAUGGACGCCUGCAACGACAUGCUGUCCCACAUGCUAAUAGAGUGA